This is a messenger RNA of Puntigrus tetrazona (Sumatra barb), 6837 nucleotides long. RefSeq names its product transmembrane protein 264 (gene tmem264). Lineage: Eukaryota; Metazoa; Chordata; Actinopteri; Cypriniformes; Cyprinidae. The coding region runs from base 4905 to 5891 and encodes 328 amino acids. The transcript has a single exon. The record is from RefSeq and is a predicted model, not a curated record.
AAUGUAAAUGUGCUGAAAAUACUAGAUGCAAAAGUGAACUAUUAUUAUCUUUUUUUUUAAUUCAGCAUGAUUUAUCAAAUGCAUUACUAAUACUUUUGCAUAGUCGUUUUUCCCUCCAAAAUUCUGUCAGUGAAGGUUAUGUCACAUAUUCUAAAAGAUUAAGUAAUUAGAUGGGAAAACAUAAAUUGUAAUUUUUCAUGUUAGAAUUUCCAACGGCGCUACUUACGGUAUUCAAAAUUCAUUCCAUGUUCACUUAAUCAACAUGGUUCCAGUCUUUAAAAUUUGUGAGUUUAAUAUUUUAUCCGUUACAGAAACAUGAAAAAGCGCUACGCAGCAGGAAUGAUCCGGACAUUGUAUGUGUGCGUUACUGCAGUACCACCUCUUAUUUCGAGUUUAAAGACUUCAAGUGCAAGAUUUAUUUAAUAGCGGCUCGCUGUAAGCAAACUCCUUGAAAGAUUUACACGGCUUACAUUAACACAUCAGCAGAAGGCAGAAAACUUCUGUAUUUCAUCUCGGAGCGCCCCGGUCCCAUGUAUAAUGCAUGUUGCUUAGGUCCGAGGACUUGUUAUAUUGCUUUCACAGUUUAUUGCUUCUCUGAUCGAAUACGAUUACAGAUGCUCCCAGUUUACAUCUGCAUCUCCCGGUAUGGUGCGGUAAUGGAAUUAUGCCCCUCUCUACACUACAGAACAUGCUCGGUGUCACUUGCAGUUACAGCUAGCAGAUUUAAUUAAGAGACAUAAAGGGAAUGUUUCGUUUCGUUACGCUGAGGAUAUGGGGUGCAGUAUAUUCUGCGCGCAAAGUUUGGGACUUGUAAUUGCUCAGGUUAAGCAGAGGGUAAUUUUGCACUCCUUGCCAAGUUUGUGUUAAAGUGGCUCAUUAAACGAGACAAAUGUGCUUUCGGAAUGAAAAGUUUGGAAGCAGCCCAUUUGGUUCCCUACUUGGUGCAUUUGAUAUGUUCGGAAUGGCAUACUGCUUUUGUACUAUAGGUAUAUAUUUCUUUAUUUUUUUUACAGUAUGCAGUGUGUGCAUUAUGCAAAUUUUGGAAUAGUAUACCGGGAAGACUUUGCUAAAGCGUUUGCUUUUUUUUCAGACAGCCAAAUGAUAAGCAUAUUAUAAUUGCAUGCUAUUUUUGGAAGGCAUUACAUUAUUAAAUGAUAUAAUGCUGCAUAUAAAGCACUACACUGUGCACGCAGCGCUGGGUACUGUAUCCCACAAUGCAAUGCGCACACUCUCACAAGUGAGCCAUACAUAACGGCAACCGCUCGUUCAGCGCUUAUUUAAUUGCAAAACUACCAAACAUUACCGAAUUUGACGAAUAAACGACCUAAAUAAAAACGCUUUAAUAAGCCACCAAAAAUUCAAAACUCAAAACACAACAAAAUGUAAACGCAAUUAGACGCAAAUUGACUAUUUUCAUGAUUAUAACUGCAUGCGAAAUGCUCAGUUUGGCAUGCGUUGCUCCAUACAGAUGCAAAUUCCUAUCUGUGCAUGCCGUUACUGUAUAUGAUGCUUUUACUUUUUUCUAAAUAAAAACGGCAGCGUGCAGUACAUUAGUAUGCCACUCUGAACAGAUUCUUCUUAAGUUCGUCUCACUGUGUUGAAUCAUUUAUUAAUGGUCAUUUAUGGCCAUGUACUCAUCUGAGUUUCUGUCUCAUGGCGCUUGUGGAUGGAUGCACAUUUUGACACAUCGAUGGUAGAAACCACCAUCUAUCAGACGAUUCGGCCUACUGUAAUAGCUCUCAGCGGCACAUUUAGAUUGAUGUCUGGUGCUUUUCAGAAGGGGGCAGGGAAAGUGAUCAAACACAUUCAAUUAACAAAGGCGAGAGAUUUGCCUCUCGUUGUUGGAACUAAUGGUCUGGAUUCUUGUCAAAUAUUCAUGACUGUCUAACGCUCUGGUAAUCUAAGUUGGGAGGACAUUUAUAAGUAAUACGCUUUAUAAUUAACAACAAAGGCUUUGUGCAUUUUUAAUUCAUUGUCGAUCAUUGUGGUGAUUUGAUUUGAAGGUUUAUGACUAAUUGCCGAUAUAAUCAGUCAAACCCAGCAUGUGGUUUGAGUAAGAAUGUUCAUUUCAAAUGCAUAUAGUUGAUUUUGUCAACAUUUAAAACUGCAUUAGCAUAUAGAUGAGCUCAAAGCUAAAAGACAUGGAAUAACAGCCAUAAAAAGCUUAGUUUGCUUCCAAAUUUGCUGCAAAACACCUGUAAUUUUGCAGUUCAGGUUUGCUUCGGUGAAAGUUAAAUAUGCAGGUAGGUUGCCAUAGCCUAGAGAAAAUCUUGUUAGACUUUUUUUUUUUUUCGUUGCAUGCUUAUAUCUCUAUAAGAAAUCUUUGUUCUUCCUUUUUAGUUCAUAAAUGAAAGCUUUCCCUCCAGUCCUGGAAUCAAACAAACUUUUUACCUUUUUUUUUUCUCCAUUUUCAUAACUGUUUCCUCUUCACUUUGGAGAACUUCUCUAGUAAGUACACAACUAUAUAUAUAUAUGGUUGCACUUUAGAAUAGGUAACACUUGUUAACAAUUAACUACGACCUUUUCCUCACUAAAUUAAUAAUUUGCUGCUUAUUAAUAGCUAGUAAGGUAUUUGUUAAGUUUAGGUAUUGGGUAGGGAUGUAGAAUAAGGUCUUGAAGAGUAAGACAUUAAUAUGUGCUUAAUUAGCACUUAUAAAUGGCUGAUAUUCUAGUAAUAUUAUAUAUUAUAGUAUAUAACAUGCGUUUUAUAUUAGCUUUUAAAGGAUCUGCACAUAACAUAAUUUAUUUACAAACUACAUGCAUUGUAAAUCAUUCACUUAAAUAUCUAGUAAAUGUAGUGUGUUUUAAUACUCACACAGCAAAGCAUAUAUUUCAUUGGAAGACAGACAAUUAAACAUUUAGCUGCACUUUAACUUUGGCUGAAGUUAGCAUUAAUAAUAUUUUAACAUUAAUGUUUUAAUUAAUUAAAAUUAAUAUUUUACUUCUAAUUUUAAUUAUGUACUUUAAACAAUACUUCAUUUUGUAUCUGAAAAAGGACACAUUCAGCUGAUUAAACGGACAAUAAAGUCAUUUGUAAUGUUACAAAAGAAUGUUAAUGUUUAAUGUUCUUGAAAAAUAGUGUUCUUUUGAACCUUUUUAAGAACCCUGGCAAAAAUAUAUUAUGGUUAUCACAAAAAAUAAAUAAGUAGGUCAACUGUUUUCAGUAUUUUAAAAAAUAAUUAAAUGUUUCUCAAGCAGCAAAUCAGCAUACUAGACUGAUUUCUAAAAAAUCAUAUGAUACUGAAAAUUGAAAGUAAUGAUGCUGAAAAUUGAGCUUUUUCAUCACAGGAAUAAAUUUCUACUUCACAUUGUUUUACAGUUUGUUUUUUACCUUUAUUUAUUAAAGGAAUACAUUAUUAAAUCUUGCGAGACUUUUCACAAAUGAGGGCUACCAUCGAAUCCAACCAUCUUUGUACUGAUGCUCAGUAGUUUAUCCCGCAUUGUGAAAGCCUUUACUCGCUCCCUUUAUUGCUUCAGUCACAGUUUCUCUGAGGUUUCCUAUGUCAGAUCAAAGACCCCUGGACCACUGCACAGCUCACGAUUUGAAGCAGAACUUCUGAGGAACCAAAGGUCUGAUAAAUCCCUAGGAGAGAGGUAUUGUAUGUAGACCCUUGGUCUAGUUGUGACAGCACAGCUCUGAUCAAAUGAAAGCUUCACGCGGUCUUUAUCUGUAGCUGUUGCUGAGCGUCCCUCUUUGACACCCAACGCCUGACUGCGCAUAAGUGGAGGGGAGCAUAGAGAGGGAGGAGAGAAGAGAAAAACAGCAGGAGGAGGGUGAAAUCUAACCAGACUAUGUUGAGGAGCCACAGGCUGCGCACAGCACGUUGCUCUGGAGUUUGAAAGGAUGAAAGGGGGAAGAUUGAGAUUAUUGCUGCAGAGAUUUCCGAGGUGAGGGCAAGUGGAAACUUAUUGACUUCUUUGGCGUCAAUACUGGGAAGGAGAUGAGAAUAAAGUGAUUUUAAUCCACAGGAGGCGCAGGACAGUUACUGUGGAGGAGUGCCGUGCUUUUAAUCCUUCAGAAAAGAGGUCAUUUUCUUAUAGAUAAACUUACUUUGAAAUACUUUACCUUUUAAAACCCACAUCAAUUUUUGUGGGAGGAAGAGAUCUGAGGAUUCGAUCGGAUUUGAGACUCCGGGGCUUCAAAGACAUCUUCUGCUGCAAUUUUUCUCAGAAAAACAUGCAUAGGUAAACCACAUGCAGACUUGGUAUUCUGUGCAAUCUGGAAUCACGAACCUCGUAGGAGAAGCAUGUCAGCUGUAGCCUCGCGUGCGGCGCUCGGAGGAAUAGUGCUGGGAACGAAUUCACUCCUGGCAUAAAAUGAGAAAUUUAUCACAGCCGAUCAUUCCUGACCCACUCUUUCAGAGAGCAUGUGGCUUAUUUCGCCUUCUCCUCUCGCUUUUGAAGCCGUGAGACUCUUCUUUGGAAAAUAAGAGCCGGUGGUUGUGCUUACAGACCGGGAGAACUGAAAUAUUUAAGACUCUGGCUGUGAACGAUGCAAUUAACGAUUAAUGAAAACCGAAGCGGCUGUGAUCAGUAUGCAUAGGUUGCCUACGUUCACUCGGAGAACUGUGGGAGUGAGUUAAGGCGAGAGGACUAAUGACUGACAGCGGAAACAGGUUUGCUGUGAGGUACUUCGGAGUACAUAAUGUGCAUUAGCUUGUUUGCUUCUAGCUGAAUUUAGAAACAGCAAGUGGGGCUCAUUCUUGAUCUUGCUUCCUCAUUAUUUCUUCCUCAGUUCGAGGAACAGGUUGCUGUUGCUAUUAAGCAGAUUUAGAUUAACUGCUGUUUCCAGGACUGCUGUGCCUUUGGGAUGAACAGUUAAGGCAACUCAUAUGGGUCUACAAAACUCAGUUUGUUAGAGCAUUCAGCCACCCAUAAUUUUUAUCUCGUCUCUCAUAUUCAACAUGGUCCCACCGCCCCCUUCCAACAAGCCACACGUUUGCCUUUCGUGUGUGCUUAUCAUGAGUAGCAUGGCGCUGCUGGACGCCUACCUUGUAGAGCAAAAUCAAGGUCCAAGGAAGGUGGGUGUCUGCAUCAUGGUGAUGGUAGGGGACGUGUGUUUCCUCAUCGUUCUGCGGUACAUUGCGGUAUGGGUCGGCGCCGAAGUACGAACUGCUAAACGCGGCUACGCCAUGAUCCUCUGGUUCUUCUACGUCUUUGUGCUGGAGAUCAAGGUAUACUUUGUUUACCAGAACUACAAGGCAGAAGGCGAGAGAGCGGAUGCUCUUACCUGCAAGGCAUUGACGGUGCUUCUUUCAGUGUUCGUGCCGGGACUUUACGUUACGCUGGCAGCCAUCGAUCACAUGGAAUACGUUCGUCCCCUCAAGAAGAGGGAGGAGUUGAGGAGUCGGCUGUUCUGGGUUGUGGUGGAUCUUCUCGACAUCUUGGACAUUCAGGCCAGCCUAUGGGAGCCUCAGAGAAAAGGGCUCCCUCUAUGGGUGGAGGGCCUUACUUUUUUCUACUGCUACAUAUUACUUCUGAUACUGCCGUGUGUGUCGCUAAGUGAAAUUAGCAUGCAAGGUGUGAACAUUGUGCCGCACAAGAUGUUGUUGUAUCCCAUUCUCAGUUUGGUCGCCAUUAACUUUAUUACCAUUUUUAUACGGGGAGGAAAUAUGGUGUUUUAUAGGGACAUCCGAGUGUCUGGAAUACUCAUGGGUAAGAACGUCCUCGCCAUUGUCCUCAAGAUGUGCAGCUUCGUGCAGUACCGGAGACACCUGCAGGAGGCGCCAACACCCUCUCUCGCUCCGGAACUACAGAGAGACGCAGUGCCACAAAGUUCUCGAGGGGGAAUGCCAGUCGUCAUGCCAAUGCCUGUAACCAUGCCAACUCCGCAGGUAGUCAUACAAGAUCUCACCACACUUCCAGAAGAGCCUGAACUAGAGGAAACAUGACAAAUGCCCGAAAGGGUACUUGGACAAUGCACAACAUGAACUGCUUUGAGAUUUUUUUGUCCUAAUGUUAACCUGGGUGUACACUGUACGAUUUCCUACUUUAAGAAUGUUUCUUAACAGAUUGUAUGAUGAUGUUAAUGAUUGGAUACAUAUUAGAACGUUCUGCGCAUAGGUCAGACAUUUAGCUGCAUUGACCGGGCAUUUUAAAGCACCACUUAAUCAUCUUAAGUGUCCCUUUUUUUCUCUGUAGAAAUAGCUAAACAUCCUUAAAAUAAAAUCAAUUUAGACUACUAAAAAGGAUUUUUUUAUAUUCCGAACAUUAAUCUUUCCACGCCGUUAAAUUACUUUAACAGGUUAAUGGCAAAUAAAUGUAAUUAAUAAAAUAAGUCCACAUACCAUUGUCACUUUGAGAGUCUCACACAAAGGGAGUUUCCGACGACAAAAAAGGUGGCAAGAUUCAUACAGUGUGCACCCAGUUUUAAUGAAAAAAAAAAAGUAUUAAAAUCGUUGAUGAAAUGAGUUGUUUAUGUAAUGAAGACACAAGGCAGCUGUGGCUCUGGGGUCAAUUCGAAAUCUUUAAUUCUGGAAUGUAGUAGUUUAUGAACGUCAUUAAUUAACAAGUGGAAUGCCAAGCAAAUAACACUUCAAAGAACUCUCAGUGACCGAUGAUUGUACAAUCACAGACAGCUGCGAAUAUAUCAUCUAUUUUCGUUUUCAUGGUGGGUGUUAUAAAUGUGGUGCAUCAUACAGUAUUUUUGCAGUUAUUUAAUAACUAUGGUGAAAAGUUGUGUUUCGGAACAAAUCAUACUAUAAUUCCUUUCAUUCCUUAUCUUAUUACAAUGUGAAUGAUUUAUAUUUGAUGGAAUUAUGCUUCAUAAAUUCUUUGUUUGGAUGUUUUAUGAGAACCAAAUGAAUGAUAUUUUAUUAAAACAAUGUUUUUGUUGAU